Messenger RNA from Anopheles merus, 6879 nucleotides. It is a transcript of the gene AP-1gamma, whose product is annotated as AP-1 complex subunit gamma-1. Gene Ontology annotation, molecular function: clathrin-cargo adaptor activity. Gene Ontology annotation, cellular component: membrane coat; Golgi apparatus; AP-1 adaptor complex. Lineage: Eukaryota; Metazoa; Arthropoda; Insecta; Diptera; Culicidae. The record is from RefSeq and is a predicted model, not a curated record. Gene Ontology annotation, biological process: receptor-mediated endocytosis; Golgi to vacuole transport; intracellular protein transport. The coding region runs from base 821 to 3763 and encodes 980 amino acids. The transcript is spliced from 17 exons.
ACCCGUCCCGCCCAGCCGUACUCGCUCGCACGCAAGGGAGAAAGUCAAAACGAGCAGAAAGGAAAAACGAAACCCAUUUUUUCUGUCUUCGUCUCGUGUGUUUGCGUGGACUUUUGCCAAAAAAGAUCGGUGUCUCUGGCUGUGGCAGGAAAGCUCCACCUUUUUGGCUCAACGCAUCCAGGCUGUCCCAGGUGGCCGCGAUUCGGGCCUGCACGGGCUUUGCUGGCAGAAGUGUGUGUGUGCCGUGCCGAUCGAGAGAGGGAGAGUUGAAUAAGCGCCCAGCUCCAGUGGCCAACAGUGUGGAGGAGGCAGUGUGUAAGUGUGGCAAAUCCAAAACAGUUGCAGCAAAACGUCUUAGAAACGCAUCGGCCUUCUUCGAAAGACGCGAUUUUCCAUUCAUGUGAACCUCGCGGUGGAAAAGCAAACGCUUUUCGGUUCGUUCUCCAACUUUAUCAUUUACCGGCGCAUCGAAAUCGCUCACUUCCGCUCAGUGGCAAGUGUCCAACAGUGGCUGCAGCAUACGCCUUCGUCUUACUCUACGAUUUCCGCGUUUAUUUACUUGUGCUUGUGAGUGCGUUUCCGUGCGCGCGUGUGUGUAUGUGAGUGAAAGUGCGCGAAAAGAAACAACGGAUAUUGAGAAAAAGAUCUCGCGGCGUAAUCCUCCACCACAACUACCUGCAAUUCUUCCUGCAGCCCACCCAGUUUUGCCACCCAAGGCUGGCAAAACGCGAACGGAAACGCGGCGAAGAGAGCGAGAGAGCAUUAAUCAUCGUGCGAAAAGUUAGACAACGACGGCUGGCUGUAGGGCCCAAGUGCCAGGAUGAAUGCCUCCGAUCAUGGGUUCAAUCCAGCGUUUAACAUGGCCACGAUACGACAAGCCAUCAACGAAACGAUAGAACGAGUACGGAUCCCGACACCGACCCGCCUGCGCGAUCUCAUCCGACAGAUUCGGGCCGCCCGGACGGCGGCCGAGGAGCGGGCGGUGGUGAACCGCGAGUGCGCCUACAUUCGCAGCACCUUCCGCGAGGAGGACUCGGUCUGGCGGUGUCGCAACAUUGCCAAGCUGCUGUACAUACACAUGCUCGGCUAUCCGGCCCACUUCGGUCAGCUCGAGUGUCUGAAGCUGACGGCCAGCCCGCGGUUCACCGACAAGCGGAUCGGCUAUCUCGGCGCGAUGCUGCUGCUGGACGAGCGGCAGGACGUCCAUCUGCUGAUUACCAACUGUUUGAAGAAUGACCUCAACAGUCCAACACAGUUCGUCGUGGGGCUGGCACUCUGUACGCUCGGUGCGAUCGCGUCGCCGGAAAUGGCCCGGGACUUGGCGGGCGAGGUGGAAAAGCUAAUGCGCUCGCCGAACGCGUACAUCCGGAAAAAGGCCGCCCUGUGCGCGUUCCGCAUCAUCAAGCGGGUGCCGGAGCUGAUGGAAAUCUUUCUUCCGGCGACCCGGUCGCUGCUGAACGAGAAAAAUCACGGAAUUUUAAUCGCUGGCGUCACACUCAUCACGGAGAUGUGCGAAAAGAGUUCCGACACGUUGAAUCACUUCAAAAAGGAUAGUGGAAAUCAAGAGAUUGUGCCGAAUCUGGUGCGAAUCCUGAAAAAUCUGAUACUGGCUGGCUACUCGCCUGAGCACGACGUGAGCGGCGUUAGUGAUCCAUUCCUGCAGGUGAAAAUCUUGCGUCUGCUAAGAAUCCUCGGACACAACGAUCCGGACGCGUCGGAAGCGAUGAACGACAUACUGGCACAGGUGGCAACCAACACGGAGACGAGCAAAAACGUGGGCAACACUAUCCUCUACGAGACGGUGCUUUCCAUUAUGGAUAUCAAAUCCGAAGGUGGCCUUCGUGUGCUGGCGGUUAACAUACUCGGCCGGUUCCUGCUGAACAGCGACAAGAACAUCCGGUACGUCGCGCUGAACACGCUGCUGCGGACGGUGCACGCGGACAUCUCGGCGGUGCAGCGGCACCGCACCACGAUACUGGAGUGCCUGAAGGAUCCGGACGUUUCGAUCAGGCGGCGAGCGAUGGAGCUCUCGUUUGCGCUGAUCAACUCGCAAAACAUACGCGCCAUGUCGAAGGAGCUGCUCGUGUUUCUCGAGAAGGCGGACCCGGAGUUUAAGGCGCAGUGCAGCAGCCGCAUGGUGCACGUGGCGGAGCGGUACGCCACCUCGAUCCGCUGGCGGUUGGACACGCUGCUCAGCGUGCUGAUAGCGGCUGGCAAUUAUGUGCGCGAUGACGUGGUGUCGUCUACGAUUCAUCUCAUUCUCAACAGUCCCCCGGAGGAGCAGGCGUACAUCGGGCUGCGUCUCUGGAGCUCGGUGCACAAUGUGGCCAACUCGGAGGAAAAACAGCCGCUGCUGCAGGUGGCCGUGUGGACGAUCGGAGAGUAUGGCGAUCUGUUGCUCAGCUCGGAAAGAAUCGAAGAUGUUGAAAUCCCUGCAGAACAUCAGCUGGUCGAUAUCUAUCAGCGGCUGCUCUGGUCUACCUCGGUUUCGACGACGACGAAACAGUACGCGCUGGUGUCGCUGGCCAAGCUGAGCACACGCAUCCGCACGAAGGAAGAAGAGACACGCGUGAAGCAAAUGAUCGAAGCGUUCGGUUCCCAUCUGAACAUCGAUCUGCAGCAGCGAGGCGUCGAGUUUGCGCAGCUCUUCCGUGACUACAGCCAUCUGCGGCCGGCGCUGCUCGAGAAGAUGCCGAAGAUACAGAAAACGCUUCCAAAUGGCACGGACGCUGAGGGCGGUGGUUUUGACGAUCAGCAACCCACCAUCGACCUGAUCGAGGGUGGCGAUGAUGGCGACUCCUCCCUGAUGAUCAACACCUCCGGUGGUAUAGUUGGCAAGAUGGGAUCGGAUUCGCGCGCUCUGCUCGAUUUGCUCGGUGGAGGGGACGAUCCGAUCGAUGGGCUGGCCCUGACGCCGACCGCCGAUGUGCUCAUUUCCGGCAGCACAACCGCCACCACGAACGGCAAAUCGGGGGUCGGCGGUGCACCGCUACCCCCCACGACCGGCAACAAUCAGGAUCUGCUCGAUCUGCUCGGCAGUCUCGAUAUGCCGGCCAGCACACCGCCGGCCGCUGUCAAUUCGUCGCUCGGCGCCAGCACACCGGUGCUCGGCGGUAUCGGGCUCGAUUUGAACAGCCUGAAUGACAAUAGCAUCAAGAACGGUACCGGCGGACCGAACCUGCUGGCCAACUCUUCCUCCUUCGGUGGGCUCGACAAUCUGCUAAACUCCAACCUGUCGCCAACGACGAUGCCAACGACGAUGCCGGCGAUGCUGCCGGGGCUGGGCUCGCCGCUCGGCAGUGGACUGGGCAGCCUUGCCAGCCCCACGUCACCGACGGGGCUCGUGAGUACGAACGGCACGACCGGCAGUUUGUUUAGCGAUUUUUCGGCGGCAGUUAUCAACAACAACGAUGAACAUGCCAAACUGCUGACGGCGCUGGAUAAAAAUGGUAUCCUGGUGCAACUGUCCGCGAAGCAUACGGGCGGUGCAUUGCAGAUCCUGAUGACGGCGACCAACAAUUCGCUCACCACCCUCGAGCAGUAUCUUUUCCAAGCGGCCGUUCCGAGAAGCUUCUCCCUGCAGAUGCUCUCCCCAUCGGGCUCUACGUUACCACCCGGUGGAACGAUAACGCAGGAAAUGCGUGUUACUAGCACAGCUAAGGCAACGCUAAGAAUGCGUCUUCGAAUAUCGUACCAGUCGGACGGCAACCCGGUGCAGGAGCAAACCGAGGUAUCCGGCUUCCCGGAGGAACCUACCGAAUGAGACGCAAACGCAAACAACUCCCGGUACACCGAAACGACGGCACCAGCAGCGUUGCAGCAUCCAGCAACGGCACCAACAGCAGCAGCCAAGCCACUGUUGCUACUGCCCGCCGGUGUUUAAUUAAGUAUUCUCUCUCUCCCUCUCUUACUCUCUGCUGUUUCUAUUUGCAAUACGUUUUCCGCACCACAAGCGGGUCCCUUUACUCGCGAAGGGGCUGGGUGUGUGUCUUUCAAUGUCCAAGAGCUUAAUUUAUGUUUAUUUUGUGUUAUUUUUGUUGCGUGAAAAGGUGUCUGACGUCACAGGCACGUCUAUGUACUAGCUUCAAUUGUAUAGAUUUGUAGUAGCUUAUAAAAGAAAGCAAAGGUUUUUAUCUCAUUUUGGACUCAACUCUUCCAUCCAUUGAUUUUAGUUUAGUCGACCCGUAAGCUUUGGUUUUGUUUGUAAUGCAAUGGAUAAUGGGAUGAAGAGAGAAGCGGAGAAGGAGGAAGAGGGAUUAGAUUUACCAUGCUCUGCAAGGAAGCCAUCACUUUCCACUACUACUUCCUCAGGGUGUCGGUCACCCACUUCCUGCUAAAUCGUAAAUCGGGAUCCACUGUUUAGAAAGCAAUUGCAGAACAAAGUGUCAACAAAUCAGUGCGGGGCGAUAAGAAACAUAGGAAGGUUCGCAAAGAGAGAGAGCUAUACUCAAAUGCGGCAGGGAAUGGAAAUUAAUUUGUCUUUCGAUUCACGUCCCCAAUACACCUCUCCAUUCUUUCACUGAGCAAUUGUAUUAUUCCAGGCCAGAAAAAAAAGCUGCUUCGUUUGGGACAUUAUGCUGCCCCGUCCCGGACAGAUAGCUAGUAAUAUAAAGAAGAAUGAUAAAGAAUGGGAGUGAAUGUGUUUCGCAUAAGCGAACGUGUGUUUGGCUUGAAUGUGAUUGUUCUGUUAGCGAGAGUGUGUAAGUGUGUGUGGUGCGAACAUUAUGCAUUAUGCGUUUGUAUAUACCGAUUUUUGCUGUGCAUAAUAAUAGUAGAAAAAAAGGCAUGGAGGGCAGUGUAAAACGCGAUAAUUGUAUCAAACUAAGGAAAGGUUUUACUGCACGGUAUCUUACUAAACUAAUUCUCCACUGCUGAUGCCGCGUGCUCCCUCUGAAUGCUAUGUGUUUGGUAAUGUUGUAGGGGAAGCCAAGUGUAAAAGACAUCAAAACGCCUCUCACAUCAUAGCUUGUACGGUAAUUCAUAACCAGCGCGCUGUUACGCUAACGGAAGAAAACGCGAGAAAAGGAUUGCUCCAACGCGAGUAGCAAAACAAAAAAACGAGGAACUCAUAAGCUUUAGAGGAGGGGGCAAAGGAAGAGAUAAGAUAUAUGGAAACUGGAAAGAGUUAACGUAGGCAAUACUUUGAACACUUUUAGGGAAACAUAUACAAUAGUAUAAAAAUAUCAACCACACAACACCGCACUCCAGUCAACCAACCAAGCAACCAACACAAUAUACAUCUACUUAUAGGAACCCGCUACUAAAACAAGUGCAAGUGAAAUUAAGCAUGAAACACUUACAAAAAAACAUAUUAAUGUGUGGCUCAAGCAGGUGUGUAGUGUCGCGCGCGUUACAAGAAUGUUUGGAAGCAUUUGAUUGUUGAUCGUGUUGUAAAACGCAUUCGUAUUCUUGAUAAUGGACCCUAGAUGAUGAUGAUGAUGAUGGUGACCCGCCGGAUGGUACUAGUUAAGGUGGUGUGUAUGUGAAUGUGUCCCCAUAAAUCAAGAAGAAGCUGUGUUUCUGUGUAGUGUGUAAUUAACAAGUCGAACGCGUACACCCUUCCCCGAUCAAGUGAUCUUCCCCGUCACAACACAACUGACUCUGAUACUCCCCCGUUCCUAGUGCGCUAAAGAGAGGAUCCCAUCCUUAAAGAGCAAAGAAAGAGAGAAAGAGAGAAGAAUGAAAAUGGGGUAGGCAAAAAAGCGAAAGAGAUUGUUCCCUGGUGCGCGGUGAUGAGUGUGAGAUCAGCUCAAAAAAGGUAGAAAUAUGAAGAAGAAAAUAGUGUGGCCACGCCACCGGAUCUGGUGUUUUCCGUCCAAUCGAAAUGAGAAACCCCGAGCAAAAAGCAAAGUGGAGAAUUACAGGCGGAAUAGUGACGUUUAUUAGCGCAAGAUAGAAGCAAAUUGGGAAGACACGGACGCGCAUGAAUACAUAUUUACAACACCGUACACAGUAGCAAUGGUAUGUGUUAAAACUUCCCUUUCUUUUUCCCUUCUCAACUUACUACUUUUUGUGUGUAAGACUUUUUGCUUUUGCAGAAUAUAACCUAGUAAGCGCUGGAAUUUGUGUUAUUAUUUAGUUUGGUUUUCCUCUUUCUAUGUGAUGUUUUGUAUGGUUUCACCUUUCAUCUUUCUAAUUAUCUUUGUAGUAAUUACAUUUUUGUUUGCGCUUUUUCUAUUUUUUUUUAUUGAUUUUUUUUUGAAAAUUCUCAUCCAAUGAGUUAGUGGUAAAAGUGAUAGUACUUAAAAAUUGUAUCAAACUAUGGAAAAUGGUCAAGUUGAAACACGACGAUGGUACGAUGAGCAGAAAGAGCAAUAAGAAAGUAGAGCGCAAACAGUGUGUGGUUGUACCGUUGUGCAAAGAAACUCUUGUAAGAGACGAGAAAAGACACAGGACAACAAUGGGGAAUGAAAAGAGGAAAAGCUAAUACAAUUAAAAUAGAGAGUGGUUGUAAGAAAUGGAAACUACUUAAUAAUACCCUCCCUCAACACACACAGCCACCCGUAUCAUAAUGUAGCUAUAUAUUAUUAUUCGGAUAAAUAAAUUAAACGAGAGUAACACAUGUUAACUGGCUGCUGCAAAGAGGCGAAUGAAAAAGAGCAAACAAGUGAGAAUAGAAGAAAAAAAAAACAAACAAUUCUCUUCACACCCCCGAGAGGCGAUCGCUUAUAUUUUUCUCCCAUUUGCACAACGUAUUGUUGUGCCACAUUCGUAUGGCGGCAGUAAAAGAAAGGAAAAUAUACUAUUAACAAUAAUUAUAAUAUCCCCAGAAUGCUGAAGGCAGUAGGAGAGCGAGAGAGAGAGAGAGCAAGCGAACUGAAAGGCAAAAGAAAAGAGGAUAAAGGAAAAUUAUAAAUAAAUGUACGAUACAUUAUUGUA